AUGAACCCCUCCCUCUGGCUCACUACCCAAUCCGUCGCCCCGUUGCCGGCGGUCCAUUCCCGCCGGCGACCCUCCGCCACAGCCACACGAUCUCUCCGGCCGCCGGGGGGACGACCCACUGGCAGCAAGCAUCCCAAAUUCGAGCUCCUCAAGGACCAGCUGCUCCGCCAUGCGGAAGCCGGCCGCCUCUCCGACGCCCUUUCCACGCUGGACCUCAUGGCCGACGUCGGUGCCGCCGCCGACCUGGUCAGCUUCUCCGUCCUCCUCAAGUCCUGCAUCCGUUCUCGCGACCUCGCCGGGGGGAGGAGCGUCCACCGCCGCUUGCUCGUGUCGGGGCUGGAGCUCGACACCGUCGUCCUCAACUCCCUCCUCACCCUCUACGCCAAGUGCGGUGACUGGCCCACGGCGGACUCCCUCUUCCGCGCCAUGGGGGAGGACAAGAGGGACCUCGUCUCCUGGAGCACGAUGAUCUCCGGUGCCGCUCGCGGCGAAAACCUGCAGCCGGCCACGGCGGCGGCACUCUUCUGCGAGAUGCUCGACAGCGGGUUCCGCCCCAACGAGUUCUGCUUCUCCGGCGUGCUCCACGCCUGCGCAAACGCGAAACUCCUCCCCUUCGGGCUGGCCGUCUUCGGGUUCCUCAUCAAGGCCGGCUACUUCGCCGCCGGCGUCUGCGUGGGCUGCGCGCUGAUCGACCUCUUCGCUAGGAACCUCGAUCUACGCUCUGCUCGCAAGGUGUUCGACAAAAUGCCGAAUAAGAAUGUCGUGGCCUGGACGCAGAUGAUCUCGCGGUGCGCGCAGUACGGGUCGCCAGAGGAGGCUGUGGAGCUGUUCCUGGAAAUGGAGCUCGCGGGAUUCUCGCCGGACCAGUUCACUUUGAGCGGCGUGAUCUCGGCGAGCACGGAACUGGGGUGGUUCCAGCUUGGUCGGCAGCUGCACGCGCGCGCCGCCCAGCUGGGGCUAGCGGGAGACGUCUGCGUCGGCUGCAGCCUCGUGGACAUGUACGCCAAAGCUCCGGGGGAGACGGCAAUGGCGGACUCGAGGAAGGUCUUCGACCGCAUUGCGGAGAACAACAACGUCAUGUCCUGGACAGCGAUCAUCUCCGGGCAUGUACAGCGCCGCCAGGACCAGGAAGCUUUGGAUCUCUUCCGCCGGAUGGUGGUCCACGGUGGCUCCAGGCCGAACCAGGUCACCUUCUCCGGGGUGCUCCGUGCCUGUGGGAACGUCUCCGACGCCGCCGCCGGCGAGCAGGUCUACGCGCAGGCGGUGAAGGCCGGCGUGGCCUCCAUCAACUGCGUCGGGAACGCGUUCGUCGCCGUGUACGCCAAAUCAGGGAGGAUGGAGGAGGCGCGCAGAGCUCUGGAUCACCUCCUGGAGAAGAACCUGAUCUCGUACGGCGAUGGUGAUAGUGACAGCGGGGAGAUCGGGGCCAGCGCGCUGACCUUCGCGAGCCUGCUCAGCGCCGCCGCGAGCGUGGGCGCGACGAGCAAGGGCCGGCAGCUCCAUGGCUGGUUGAUGAAGGUGGGCUUCUGCUCCGAUCAGGGGGUCUGCAACUCGCUCAUCUCCAUGUACUCCAGAUGCGGGGAGGUGGAGGACGCCUGCAAGGUGUUCGACGGUUUGGACCGCCGGAAUGUGAUAUCCUUGACCGCCAUGAUCGGCGGCCUCGCCAAGCAUGGACUCGCAGAGAGAGCCCUUUCCCUGUUCCGGGAGAUGCUCCGUGGGGAGUGCAGGCCCAACGAGGUCACCUUCAUCGGAGUCCUCUCCGCCUGCGCGCACGCUGGCAUGGAGGAGGAAGCUUGGAGGAUCUUCCAGGCCAUGCGCAGGGACCACGGGAUCGAACCCAGGAUGGAGCACUACGCCUGCAUGGUAGACCUCCUGGGGAGAUUAGGGUUCCUGGAGAGAGCUGUCGUCUUCAUCCGCGAGAUGCCGGUGAAGCCCAGCGCCCUGGUUUGGCGAGCUCUGCUCGGGGCCUGCAAGAUCCACGGAGACCUCAAGCUGGGAGAAGAAGCGGCGGUGAAGAUCUUGCAGGCGGAGCCGGCAGAUCCCGCCGCCUACGUGCUGCUCUCCAACAUCUACGCCGCCACGGGGCGGUGGCGCGCGGUGGCGGAGAUAAGGAGCAGGAUGAAGGAGAGGAGGCUGAGGAAGGAAGCGGGGCUCAGCUGGAUCGAGGUCGCCGGCGGCGUCCACGAGUUCCACGCCGGCGACACCCGCCACCGCCGCUCCGGUGAGAUCUACGCGAAGCUCGGGGAGCUCGCUGCGGAGAUCAGGCGAGUGGGGUACGUUCCCGACCUGAGCGCCUCCCUCCACGACGUGGCGGACGAGCUCAAGGAGAAGCACCUGUUUCAGCACAGCGAGAAGAUUGCCGUCGCCUUCGGGCUGAUCAGCAGCUCCUCGCCGGCGCAGCCGCUGCGGGUGUUCAAGAACCUGCGCGUCUGCGGCGACUGCCACUGCGCCAUCAAGCUCAUCUCCGCCGUCACCGGCCGGACCAUUAUCCUCCGAGACACCAACCGAUUCCACCGCUUCGAAGCCGGCGUCUGCUCCUGCGGCGACUACUGGUGA
This is a messenger RNA of Spirodela intermedia, 2556 nucleotides long. The record is from the annotation of a GenBank genome assembly. Lineage: Eukaryota; Viridiplantae; Streptophyta; Magnoliopsida; Alismatales; Araceae.